AUGAAGAGACAAAUAACAUUUUACAGUUGCUUACUUUUCUUCUUUCUACGGCAACCUCAAGAAGUGAUCAGUUUCACUUUCUUGGGAGAUCAUUUGUGCCAUCAUGAUGAUGCUCUUGCACUGCUUCAAUUCAAGGAAACGUUUAGCAUAAAUGCAUCAACUUAUGUUUCUGCUUAUUGUGAUAAGUGGGGUCAGAAUUCUUACCCAAAGACGACACAUUGGAAACCAGAUGCAGAUUGUUGCAAUUGGGACGGAGUCACAUGCCACAACAUCACUGGUCGCGUUAUUGGGCUCGAUCUGAGUUGCAGCCACCUUCAGGGUCUCAUCCUUCCAAACAGUACCCUUUUCCAUCUUUCCCAUCUCCGCCGCCUCAACCUUGCUUUUAAUGACUUCAUUGGUUCACGGAUUUCACAUCGAUUUGGUUGGAUGACAAGUCUGGCCCACCUCAAUCUCUCAAGUUCAUCUUUCGAUGGUAAAGUUGCUUCGGAAAUAUCAUACCUAUCUAAUCUAAUUUCAUUUGAUCUCCCUUCCCUUUUUCCAUGUGAUUCUAUGGGUUGUUGGGUUCUAAGAUAUGAACCUAACAGUUUUGAAGCAAUGCUUCAGAACUUAACCCAAUUAAAAGAGCUGUCGCUUUCGUGGAUGAGCAUCCCAUUCGAGUUAAGAACGAAUUUUUCUUCAUCUUUGACAUAUCUAAGUCUCACGGGUACUGGAAUAAGAGGUAAUCUAUUAAGUAAUGUUUUCCAUCUGCCAAAUAUGCGAGUUCUCUUGUUAGGUGACAAUGAGAAUCUUACUGUUAGUUUACCGAAAUUGAACUGCAGCAUUUUUGAUUCUCUGAGGCAGUUGGACCUAUCGAGCACAAGUUUCUCUGCUGCAUUGCCAGAUUUAAAGGGGUGUGCAGUGUCCUUAAAUUCUUUGAAUCUAGGAUCCUGUCAAAUUUCUGGUGUCAUUCCUGAAUCAAUUGGCAACCUUACACAACUUACUGAAUUGCAUCUGGGUGACAAUUUGUUGGCUGGGGAAAUUCCAAACUCACUUCGCAACCUUAGGCAUCUUGAGAGUUUAGACCUCUCUAGUAAUCUACUGAUGGAGGAAAUCAAAGAUUUUAAAAGUAGGUCACUAUCAAUGAUUUUGUUGAAUAACAAUCAACUAAGCGGUUCAAUUCCUCCAUCAAUUUUUACUCUUCCGAACCUAUCUUUCCUUGACCUUUCAGCAAACCAUUUUAUUGGGGUUGAGCAAGACUUGCUUGUGGACUUCAAUAAGCUUCAAAACAAUGCUUUUAACGGUGAAGCAGCAUGGAACACUACCAACAAUAUGAACAUUCCCUAUCCAAAUUUGGUAUCCUUGGGCUUGUCUUCUUGCCAAAUUAAGGAAUUUCCAGAGUUUCUGAGAAAUUCGGAGAGCUUAUCUUAUCUAGAUCUCUCAUCCAAUAUGAUUCAUGGCGAAAUCCCAGGCUGGUUCUUGUCCAAGACAUGGGAUAUUCUGGUCUACUUGAACCUUUCACAUAACUUCUUAAUUGGCAUUAUAGACCAACUACUCGUAACUCCCUCUAUCGCGUAUCUAGACAUGAGUUCCAACUCACUUCGGGGUCAAAUACCUUCUUCUAUCUGUGAAUCAAGUCUUCUUACUAUUCUUGAUUUGUCAAAUAACAAUUUGUCUUGUCCAAUUCCUCAAUGCUUGGGAAACUCCAGCCAGUAUCUAGAAAUUAUGGAUUUGGGAAAUAAUAGGCUUUUUGGCACCAUUCCCACAACAUUUUCAAAAGGAAACUCUUUGCGGUUCCUUGUGUUGAAUGACAAUCAAUUGCAAGGGCCAUUGCCACGAUCUUUAGCUCAUUGUGAAGGUCUGGAACUCCUUGAUAUAGGGAACAAUGAGAUAGAUGAUAAAUUUCCAAUUUGGUUGGAAACUCUUUCUAAUCUGGAGGUCCUAAUAUUGAGAUCUAAUCGAUUUCACGGAGCAAUUGGCAAUUGCCAAACUAAAAGUCCAUUUCCUCAGCUGAGAAUUAUUGAUGCAUCCCACAACGAGCUCACUGGUGCUCUACCUGAAGAAAUUCUCAGCAACUUCAAAGCUAUGAAAAGUUCAAAUAAUGAUUAUUACAUCCAUUCUGUGAGUUUGGUUAUCAAAGGGGUGGAGUAUAGUCUUGAAAGAGUCCUAAUAACUCGAACAGCAAUUGACUUCUCAAGCUACAGAUUCGAAGGACAAAUUCCAGAGAUUAUCGGAUCCCUUCAUUCUCCUCAAACACUCACUCUCUCUCAUAACAACUUCAGUGGCCCAAUUCCCAAGGCAUUAGGGAAUUUGCGCAUGCUUGAAUCUCUGGACCUCUCUUGGAACCGACUUGAAGGAACCAUUCCUAUGGAGCUAGUGAAUUUGGAUUUUCUUGAAUUCUUAAACCUUUCGGAAAAUCGUCUAGUUGGACCCAUUGCACGAGGAAGGCACUUUGAUACAUUUGGAGAUGAUUCAUACAGACGGAAUUUGGACUUGUGUGGAUUUCCGCUGGCUAAAGAUUGUGGAGAUACAGAGGCACCACCACCAGCCAUGCCAUGGGUAGCUGAAGAACAAUAUGAUGAUUCUGAAUUCUUUGAUGGGUUCACUUGGAAAGCUGUUCUCCUGGGAUAUGGCUGUGGAUUGGUGCUCGGAUUAGUUAUGGGAGGUCUCAUAUUCUCAACUGGAAAACCAAGAUGGUUUGUACUGAUUGUCGAAGAGUCGUUCAAACUGCGAAGGCGACCGAGGAAAUGGAUCCACAUAGGCACUUAA
This is a messenger RNA of Coffea arabica (coffee), 2745 nucleotides long. Lineage: Eukaryota; Viridiplantae; Streptophyta; Magnoliopsida; Gentianales; Rubiaceae. The record is from RefSeq and is a predicted model, not a curated record.